UUGGCCACGUAUCCCGGAAGUUUCCCUCCCUCGUCAUUUUUACACGGUCAUCAAAUCCACGAAUGAAGCAGGUCAGUAAACAAGGGGUGGGCGUGGGCACGUCUUCAUUUUGAUAUGAUCAAAAGAGCACUUAUGCAACGGUAGCGCAUGAAGCCGGGAUAUGUGACUUCGGGGCGGAGGUUCAGUCUCGCCACCGCGGCCAGGUUACUGCUGUUAGCCGCCAUGCUAACGCCAUUACGCUAGCCGUGGGCGACACAAUCAUAGCAUCGUUAUUGUGGCCAGCUUCGCUUCACGAUCGGCGUUGCCGUCAUCGCUCAAGUGCAUUGCACGCAGGACAUAAACGAUGAAGGUGGAGUGCGCGGAGUCUGAAAACAAAGCGACGACGGACGACAUCGUUACGUUCAAAAGUGAGGACGAGCCGUGGUCACGUGACGGAACGGAGGACGACCCACGGGAAGACUGCGCCGAUGGACGCGACCUCGACAUCCGAAUCAAGGAGGAGCCGCACUGCGUGCAGAUCAGCGAGGACCACUAUGAGCUAGAUGCUCACCGCCCUUUCAAAGAUGAGCUCGACCCGGAUCUUCAGGACGAACUUGAGUACGAGGCGACUGUCAAGGAGGAGGACGACAUCAAAGAGGAGGAAGACGAAGAAGAAGGAGAGGGCGAGGAGUCACAAGAUGGAGACCUACUGGAGGAUGACGAAGAGCAGGAUGACACAGAGUCAUCACCCGACUUCUUCCCGUGUCCUCACUGCGACGUCUCUUUCACGAACCUAGACUUCCUGGAAAAGCAUGUCAAGUGGGUCCACCAGAAGGAGUACCUGGCCGAGCUGAAGAAAUGCUUCUCGGACCACGAUGGGAUCCUCAUCCCGGAACACGCCUGCGCGACUUGCGGCAGCACCUUCAGCUCCAAAGUCUACCUGCGGGUCCACGUGAAGGAGGCCCACCCUUGCGCCCCGCCCCGCCGGCUACACCCGUGCCCAACGUGCGCGCGCAGCUUCCAGUACUUGAAGAACCUGAAGAACCACUGUCAGCGCUGGCACGGCAUGUCGGUGGCGAUCAGAGGUGGGCACUUGUGCUGCGCCAACUGUGGCAAGAGCUUCGAGGCCACCUGGGGGCAGGGACCCCACCUGUGCCAUGCGCCGCGCGCCGAAUCCGAGGAGGAGCCCAUCUGCCUGGACGUGGGCGUGCAGUGUGGUGAGUGCGGCAAGAAGCUUCGCACGCCCCAGAGCCUGGAGGACCACAUGCGCACGCACACCGGCGAACGUCCCUUUGUGUGCAAAGACUGCGGGCGGCGCUUUGUGGAGCGCAGCAGCUGGCGCCAGCAUGCCCUGAUCCACACGGGCGAGAAGCCGCACAAGUGCCAAGUGUGCGGCAAGGCCUUCCAGAGGGGGCACCAGCUUAAGUGCCACCUCACCACGCACUCAGCCAAGAAGGAGUUCGCCUGUGGCCAGUGCGGCAAGGAGUUUGGACUCAAGGCCAGCUUGAAUCUACACCUGCGCAUGCACUCCAGCGACAAGCCCUUCCACUGCCCCGUGUGCGCCAAGAGCUUCAAGACUCGCAAGAACCUGCGCGUGCACAGCAAGCUGCACAACAGUGACAAGACGCACCAGUGCAGCGACUGCGGCCUGAAGAUCAGCGACCUGGGCGCGCUCAAGAUCCACCUGCGCACGCACACGGGCGAGAGGCCCUACCACUGCACCGUGUGCGGCAACAAGUUCAUCCGCCUGGCGCACCUGCGUAACCACCAGCGCACGCACACCGGCGAGCGCCCCUAUAAGUGCGACCAGUGCGAUAAGAGCUUCACACAGUCGGGCGACCUGGUCAAGCACAAGCGCACGCAUUCCGGGGAGAAGCCCUUUGAGUGCCCCGAGUGCCGGCGCCGCUACACCUCGUCCGGUGACCUGGGCAAGCACCGGCGCAGUCACACCGACCUGCGGCCGUACGUUUGCCAGGAGUGCGGCAAGAGCUUCCGCCUGUCGGGCCACCUGAAAACGCACAUGCUCACGCACACCGGCGAGAAGCCCUUCUCCUGCCCCAACUGCCUGCGCCGAUUCGCCCGCUCGCACCACCUCUCCGGACACGUUGCUAAGUGUCGCUGACUCGCCAAAUGUGUGUUUGGCUCCAAAUUACAGUGGAACCUCUAAAGUGGGGUUCGCUAAGCGGUACCCUGCAGCCUUACCACAAAUAUAGAGAAACAUUUUGGAGCUCGGUGAGAUGGACUUCUGAUGUAUAUUGUCUGUCUACCAUGUUGCCGCACCGUUUGUGUUCAUUUUGGUGCUGAUGUACACCCCCGCCCCCUUUAUUUAUUUAUUUUAUAAUUGCCGAUACAGUGUUACCUUGACUUUGGAGGUUAAUUUGUCAUUGUUAGCAAGUGUGUCAGUCACUUUACAUGCACGUUGAACGCAACUCAGCAUUCAUGAAUUCACUGUUUUUUCCCCCCCUCAUUUGGCACAAUGUUACUUCUCCAUCAGGCAAAAACCAGAACUGACGUCCGGUUGUAUCGUCAGCAGCAUGUUGUGGCUACGCCCGCACAAAAUAUGACAAAAGCCAAAGAACAAGCAACCUUGUGAAGUUAAAUUCUGAAGAAGUUGGCCGGGGUCUGUGCAAGUCUUUGGAGGAAUAUUUACAAUUAUAACAGGUCAGAAGAGUCCCAAGUAGACUUUAGAGGUUCGGCUUGGAAACUGACGCACAAUCUCGUGCGCUUAUGGUUUUUAUUGGUAGGGUGUUUUUUUUAAAACUAGUUUAAAAAACAUUAAUAUUACAACGUGGUGUCCAAUAUUGAUCCAUCUUUACUAAUCCGUGCUGUACUAAUUGUAAAAAAUGUAUUAAAUUAUAUGGCCAGUGUAUGAAUAGUCGUGUGUGCGCGCGCGCGUGCGUGUGCGUGUAAUUCAUCUAAAUAUGAUGGCAUCUAAGCGUGUGAGUAGACCACAAGUGUGCCAUAGAAGCAAUGAAAUGAAGAAACGAAGCGCUGAAUAAAAUUCUAAUAUGUCCUGGA
This is a messenger RNA of Syngnathus acus (greater pipefish), 2997 nucleotides long. Its product is annotated as oocyte zinc finger protein XlCOF6. NCBI's taxonomy places the organism in Eukaryota, Metazoa, Chordata, Actinopteri, Syngnathiformes, Syngnathidae. The transcript is spliced from 2 exons. The record is from RefSeq and is a predicted model, not a curated record. Gene Ontology annotation, molecular function: DNA-binding transcription activator activity, RNA polymerase II-specific; RNA polymerase II cis-regulatory region sequence-specific DNA binding. Gene Ontology annotation, biological process: regulation of transcription by RNA polymerase II. The coding region runs from base 344 to 2101 and encodes 585 amino acids. Gene Ontology annotation, cellular component: nucleus.